Messenger RNA from Xyrauchen texanus (razorback sucker), 4553 nucleotides. It is a transcript of the gene entpd4, whose product is annotated as ectonucleoside triphosphate diphosphohydrolase 4. Gene Ontology annotation, molecular function: nucleoside diphosphate phosphatase activity. Bases 360 to 2219 code for a protein of 619 amino acids. Lineage: Eukaryota; Metazoa; Chordata; Actinopteri; Cypriniformes; Catostomidae. Gene Ontology annotation, biological process: nucleoside diphosphate catabolic process. The record is from RefSeq and is a predicted model, not a curated record. The transcript has 13 exons. Gene Ontology annotation, cellular component: membrane.
UGAACGGAACUGUUGCUUGGAAACUACCGAGAAUCGGCAGCUUUCAUUUGGGCAAACGUAUACUGUGUCCACUACCUUCUGAGUUACAACCGCCACAUCUACGUGUUCACCGAGUGGAUUUUAAUCCGCGGAGUCUUGAAUUUAUAAACUAGCAGAGAAUGACUCGGUUACGUACGCAUCCGUCCUAGAUUUAGCCGCACGGGUAUGCCAAUUCUGCUCAACACACCUACACACACGUUAAAUCCCCUGAUGAUGGAUAACAUUAAAAUAUAAGGUAAUGGAGGACUGCACCUGUACAGAGAAGAGGCUGCACGUGAAGGCUUGAGUUCAUCCACCUCACCUGUUCAUCCACACCAGCAAUGGGAAGGAUUAGUAUUUCCUGCCUGUUUCCAGCAUCCUGGCACUUCACCUUGUCUCCGUUGGUGCUGCCCCGGUUCCUGUUGCCUUCUUUCAGGCAGUUGCUGCUGCUGGGUCUGCUGGCUGGUGUACUGGGGCUGCUGUACCUGCUGCUGGUCACGGGGAAGGGCCAGUACAGCUGGAUAAGAGAAGAUAGGCACUACCACACACGUUUGGGUCGUGUGCCGGACAUGGAGGCCACGGACAUCAAUAACCCUAACCUGAACUAUGGGCUGGUGGUGGACUGUGGAAGCAGUGGUUCCCGUGUGUUCGUGUACACCUGGCCCCGGCAUAACGGCAACCCACAUGAACUGCUGGACAUCAAACAGAUGAGAGACAAGCACAGGAAGCCUGUAGUGAUGAAGAUCAAGCCAGGUAUCUCCGAGUAUGCAUCCACACCAGACAAAGCCAGUGACUACAUCAGCCCUCUCCUCAGUUUUGCUGCUCAGCACAUCCCUAAAAACAAGCACCAGGAGACCCCUCUGUACAUCUUGUGCACUGCAGGGAUGAGAGUCCUGCCUGAAAGCCAGCAGGAGGCCCUGUUGGAGGAUUUGCGGACUGAUAUUCCUGUGAAUUUCAACUUCCUGUUCUCUGACUCCCAUGUGGAGGUCAUCUCAGGCAAACAGGAAGGAGUAUAUGCAUGGAUAGGAAUCAACUUUGUUCUAGGGCGUUUCAAUCAUGUCGAAGAUGAAAAUGAGGCAGUAGUGGAAGUGCAGGUUCCUGGCAGUGACCAGCAGGAGACACUGGUGCGCAAACGAACGGCCGGCGUGUUGGACAUGGGUGGCGUCUCCACACAGAUCGCUUAUGAAGUGCCCAAAACUGUAAGCUUUGCUUCUCCACAGCAGGAGGAGAUAGCCAAAAAUUUACUGGCAGAAUUUAACCUGGGUUGCGACGCACACCAGACUGAACAUGUGUAUCGUGUUUAUGUCUCAACGUUUUUGGGUUUCGGGGGAAAUGCAGCUCGUCAGAGAUAUGAGGAAAACCUCAUCAGCAACACACAAAUCCAAAACAAGCUGCUGGGUCAACAUCAAGGCGAAAGUGCCGACUCUCCUGUCCUGGACCCCUGCUUGCCACCUGACCUCCAGGACGAGGUGGGACCUCUAGACCAGAGAGUUCACCUGAGAGGCACUGGAGACUUCAACCGCUGCCGCCUCCUGCUCCAGCCAUUCCUAAACCACACCAAUGACACCAACACAUCACUCAAUGGAGUCUAUCAGCCACACAUUGACUUCCACAACAGCCAGUUCUAUGGCUUCUCUGAGUUUUACUACUGUACUGAAGAUGUACUGCGCAUGGGAGGGGACUACAACUCCACCAAAUAUGCCAACGCUGCUAAGAGUUACUGUGCCACCCAGUGGAAAACUCUGAAAGAGCGUUUUGAUCGGGGUCUGUACGCCUCGCAUGCUGAUCUACACAGACUGAAGUAUCAGUGCUUCAAGUCUGCGUGGAUGCACGAGGUGCUCCACUCAGGUUUCACGUUCCCGCUUGCGUAUGAGAAUCUCAGGACGGCCCUGCUGGUCUAUGAUAAAGAAGUGCAGUGGACACUAGGAGCCAUUUUGUACCGCACACGUUUUCUACCUCUAAGGGACAUUCAGCAGGAGAGUCUGAAGAGUUCUCACACCCACUGGCAUCACAGCUUUUCCUUCAUGAAUAACCACUAUCUCUUCCUGGCCUGUUUUCUGGUGGUGGUUUUGUCCAUCCUCCUGUACCUGCUCCGUUUGAGGCGCAUACACCACCGCUCGACACUCCACCAUGGUGCCUCUGCUUCCGUCCAAUGGCUGGAGGAGGGCCUGGGUUCACCAGACCUUCCACUUACCCUAUAGGGCCUGGACCCUGUCGAUCACAAAAACGGACAAAUCGCUGGAGGAGAGUUUUCACUGUCAUGUCAUAUCUCCAAUGAAGGUGCUUUGUUAUGUAUUGUUUUAAGUUUUGUCACUUAACAUGGUUUUGCACCCCAACAAGUCCCUCUCCUACAAUCGUCAUUUCCCUCACUGCUCAGUACAUCAAUGUGAAGACUAUUCUUAUUGCAGUUUCACAAACUGUUAAAAUGGUAUUUUCAGGCAAGGCUAGUGAACUUUUUCCAUAAUGUGUGUACGAUUACAGAUUGUUGCCCGGAAAAGACUGUAUGCCAUGAUCUGGUUGCAUCUGCUCAGAUAUGAUAUUAAUAUUUGUUUAUUUAUUACUUUUCCUGAGAAUUCUGAGGCUUUUUGUCAAUUUCAGUGUCAAUGUGUAAAGAGAUCGAUAGCAUAGAAUAGUGCUUAUAUUCAUGUCCUCAAUUUGAUUUACUGUACAGUGUAUGCCCCAGAGUUGGGAUACAUUUGCCUCAAACUCAAGAUUCCACACGUAAUUGAAAAUUAUUAGCUGAAAUGGUGGUGCCAAAGAGAAAUGGAGUUACAUACAUUUUAAUUGAAUAUUAAAUUCUUUUAGCACCAAAUAUACCACCAUGGGAAGGGUUUUGCUUUUCUUUAAACGUUAAAAACUUUUUCUCUUUUGGAUUUUAAACGCUGUAGUCGAACGGAUAUAAUUAUAGAAAGCAAAACUGUUCUAAAUAUCCCUUAGCAGAUUUUGAAGGUUUUGGCAAAUUCGCUACAGUUCAAAAGUUCUGGCUAUUUUUCCAUCUGAUUACUUUUCCUUGAAAGAACAACAUAAAAUAAGAUUAUCUAGCUUUUUUCCAAAAGUGUACAAAUUUGAACGAACAUAAAGACUGAAAGAGAAUAGGACAAAAAGCACAAAAAUGAAAGGGAUCAUAGCACAUAUUAAGAUGUACACCGACCAAGGACUGGCUCUGGGAUUAGUUGUGGGCCAGCUCGAAGAGAUAGGUUUUUAUCUUUUGAUUUAAAUUCUGAUUCUGUCAAAAUAAUUCUGAGAGAGCUGUAGACUGUUCCACAAUUUCGGGCUUGCUAUAGCGAAUGCGCGAUCACUCUUCGACUUUAAUCUGGAUUUAGGGACCAUCAAGAGUCUCUGAUCUGAUGAUCUUAGUAUUCAAAAUGUCAGAGAGAUAAAUAGGUGCCAAUCCGUUUAAAGCUUUAAAAUCAAAUGCAAGAAUUUUUAAAUUGAUUCUAAUGUUACAGUGUCACAGUUUCAAAAUGACUGCUUUAUCAUAGGUACCACAGUUGUUGCUUGUCUAUGAGUGUAUGUUGGAUUGUGAGCAUGGGUAUGUAUGUGCACCUUGAUUGUUUUUUUUUCGUAACUCUUUACAACAUGGUUCCAUUUGUGAACAUUAAUAAAUGCUGUAAAAUGUAAAAUAAUCAUUUUACAGCAUUUAUUAAUCUUGGCUAAUGAUAAUUUCAACAAAUCUGUAUUUACACUUUUAACCUGAACCACUCAUCCUAAACCAACCCUAAUCCUUACCCCUACUCAUACCUCAUCCUCAAUAACAGCAAAUGUGAAUCUUGUGAGAAUCUUUGCUGAACAAGUAGUUACACGAUAAAAGCAUUGUAUUAUGUAUUUUAACGUUAGUAAAUAGUAGUUAUAGACGCCUAAUAUAAAGUUUGAACACAAAGAUCAAUAAAUGCUGUAAUAUAUUGUUCAUUGUUAGUUCAUGAUACCUAAUGCAUUAACUAAUGUUUAUAAAUGUAACCUUAGUUAGUGUAAAGCGUUGUUUUUUGCCAUCAGCCAUCAUUCAUUUUUAUAACUCCAGAGGGAGGGGGGACUACUGUAAAUUGUGUUGUAUAAAUCUGUAAAGGUAAUCUGAUAAGAAUCAGUGCAAUAUUCUUCAUGUCUUCAGUUCAGCUCACACCUUCUGCAUAACAGAAUGUUUAUGAUUUUAAAGCAAGAGUUAGUUUUGAUCAUUUUUCCAUUGCCAAGGUACAAGUACUGUGAAAUUAGAAGUCUAAUGCGGCUUUGUAAGGAUGUUUUAUGACAGGAUUCCAACGAUAAAUGACAAACCAUGCACCUAUGAGCCAUUUGUAUGAUGAUUGUUUAAACAGAGUACACUGCCUUGACUGAACAUGCGCAUCCAUGUAUUUGAACUUUUUCUCUUGCCUUUAUUCAGUUGUUUUUCAUAAAUGUUCACCUCUGAUCUGAGAGUCAUUGCUCACUGCUGUCUGUUGUUGGUAUUUAUGAAUGCACAGGGAACAUAUUCAGACAAACUGUUCAGAAGAUGAAUUUGCACGCAAAUAACAACCCCUGUCAAUGUUGAUAAAGAGAAAUUAAUA